GGGAAACAUUUACAGUAUAAAACUGAAACAGACAUGAAAGAUGCCUUUUCAGGAAAGGAAACCCAUGCUCUUGAGCAGCACAACACACAGCCAGAUGGAUUUAAGGACAAAGCCUCUUGUAGCAUGGAACCAAAAAAGAAAGUCCUUUAUAUCUCAAAUUUGCUUCAUGAUUAACCAUUCCUCCUGGGGGAGACCAUGUUGCCUUGGAAUAAGAGAAAAUCAGUAUGGAGUUAAUGCUUGGGAAACAUGCAAAACUGUUAAGUAUAAUACAGAAGCAAAGAAUGAGUCAAGCUUCACAAAGGAGUCUCUGCCAUCACAAAACACAAAAAUGAUUUCAUCUAUACUCAUUUCACAGAUGAUUGAUGAGAAUAAAUCAGAAGAAAAUAAGACUUCUUUCCCUAUGCAGUCUGUAAUCACCCAGUGUGAUGCUUAUCACAUGAACCAAUCUAUGGCUAAUCAAAGUUCAGUCAACGUUAAUAGAGCAUUCAUAUUGCUUCCCAGAAGAUUAGGAAUUCGUAUAUCUUCAGAUGACAAUUCAUUUGGAACAGACUCCAAUACCAAAGAGGAGACACAAUGUCAUAACCAGAAGAAAGGUUUUGCUUCCAUCACAAUCACUGCUAGACGAGUCAUUCCACCUUCUCACAGUACGAUGCAGGUGAAUGUUUCCGACCCUCUUUGUUUGAAAUGCCGAGGAAGGAAGCUGCUAAUGAACACUGCUCCUGCUUCAAAUGUGACUGGGCUAGAUCAGCUCUGCAGACCUUUUCAUGCUCAAGGAUGUUGUCAAAAUCGAAAUGCCACUGAAAUAAAGGUUUCUGAACCUUGUCCACAGCUGUGCAAGGAGCAAUCUGACUGGAUUUCUAGCACUGAAAACAAAGAGAACAGAAUGAUCCCUCCAGAAAACAGCCACAACAAACAAGCACCAAUUUCCUUCACUUCGAGCAUUCAACUCAGUAUUUCCCAGCAGUGUCCAAAUACAAUAUAUUAUGUAGACAAGUCUCUCUCGGUGCCUUUUGAUCAACCUCAGGCUAAGAACCAAAAAAUUCAUAGGUCAGUAGUGUCUUUCAGUAUAAAUUGCAGUUCUCCCACUUUAACACCAGAUGGAGCGGAUGGUUUAGCUAAUGGCGAGCUAAUCACAGAAGUACUUAAGACAAAGUUCCCAGAGGAUAGCAAAACUCGACUCAGAACAAUAUGGAAUGCAGAUCUCAAGGAGAACAACCUGGAUAAAAAACAGACACUGGAAAAGGAAUCGUUAGGGACUGAAUAUCUCUGGAAUGGUACCUUUCCAUCUGAAACUCUGCCAGAUGUGGAGAGCCCUCAAGGACAUGAUAAUUUAAAGCUAACAAAGAAUAAUGAUGGAAAUUCAAGCGACCAUCACAUUACAUUGUCUCCUCACUUUUCUCACUGGACUUACAAUGAAGGCACACAAGCAUUCUCAGGAAGCAACAGAAAACAGUGCACAAGAGACAAAUACCAUGAAAAGGCAUCUGCCUCCUUUCUGGAACAAUCGUCCAAGAAAGAAUUCAUGGUAGAAGGUGGGAUUUCUUCGAAAGACAAACAUCUACCCAAUGGCACUUCAAAGUCCAAAGAGAGUCAGACCCAAAGCUUUCCAAACCCAAAAAUAUCUAUUUCUGAUUAUGGAUGUCAUAUAAAGGCUUUAUCAAAAAGGGCACUGGAUGAAAAUGAUAUUCUUGCUAAAGAUCCGUUCCCCAAAGGUGAUUACAGAUUCUGUGGCCCGGCUAUCAAGUUCAAGGAGCAUAAGAAAAGUGAGAUGAACAAGACGGUCGACAGGGUAACAACCUCCGCAGCUCAUGAGCCAGAUGUUACUCAUGAGAAACAUGAAGCCUUCCAGCAGCCAGAAGUCUGCUCUGAGCCUGAGAACAUUCCUGCAAACCCACUGACUCUCAGGGAGGCUCUGGAAGUUCACAAGCCUCAUUUUAUUUCCCGCUCACAAGAACGUCUGAAGAAACUUGAACACAUGGUACAACUGAGGAAAGCCCAGCAGGGUGAUGCUUCAGGAAAGAAACAAGGAGGUGUUCUUUCUCGCAAACUUUCCACAUCUUCCAUUACAAGUAAGAAGAAACAAUGUACAAUUCCUCAUCCUCUCAGUGAUAAUCUGUUCAAGCCAAAAGAACGGUUCAUUUCAGAGAAAGAGAUGCACAUGCGAUCAAAAAGGAUUUAUAAUAACCUGCCUGAAGUAAAGAAAAAACAAGAAGAGAAACAGAAACGAGUCAUCAUACAGAGCAAUAGGAUGCGGGUUGAAGUGUUCAAAAAGCAGUUACUGGACCAACUUCUUCAAAGAAAUACAGAAUGACUAAAGAUUCCUGGACACAUCUUUCUUCUUGGACCUUGGAUGCCUUUGAUAAUUAAAAAGCCAUAAAAGCCAUAAAAACUUCACUACAUGGAGACUUUAUUCAUUUUAACUCUAUCAACAAAGACGGUGGAUGUUAUUUUUUACAAUUCAAGCUAGGUAAUUCUGGAAAAAUCCCUGGAUUAUGGUCAUUAUCCAUGGAAAUAUAGCUUUAAAAUGGUUUUAUGCACUUGUUAUUGAGGCAACACAGCAUUUAUUUUAUACUUUUUAACUAGAAAGCCAGCUUUUUAUUCAUAAAUGCAGGUAUGUGUAUUUCCUGCCCCUGUAAAUAUGUGGUUCUCAUGCACUCCACUUAUUAAUUCCUUUUAGGUAUAAAACUGGCACUUUUGAAUGUAAGAAAAAUGAAUAUCAUUUUUUUGUUUUGGUUAGGAACUGGCUAAAAUAGCAUUACUGCCUAACAAUUUGAGCUGUAGUAUUAAAUUAAUGGUUAACAUAGCAUCAGGAUCAAUCUUUCAGUCAUGUGAAGAACCACAUCUUUUUUAUAUAGUGAAUCCAAAUAACAGGUUACCUGUUGAAAACCAAUAUUUGGAACUUAACUAAUAAUUCUGCCUAUGAAACAUGUUGUUUGGUAAACUGUAUAAUUGUGCCUGGCUUCCCUUGGUAUUAUCUAUUUACAGAAGUGACAUAUUCCUUUUUUAAAAUGGCACAAACCCACUCAGUGGUUUUGACCAAGAAAAAUGCUUGUGUAAAGAUUACAUAAUUAAAAAAUCUGUAAUGUUUCAUCCAAAAAUUCUUAAAAUGGCUUUUUGUACAUUCAGAAAUAAAGCAGUAAGCUUUGUACAAAGAAGAAAUAAAGUCUGAGAAAAAAUGUCCAAA
Molecule: messenger RNA, 3184 nt
Organism: Rhineura floridana
Lineage: Eukaryota; Metazoa; Chordata; Lepidosauria; Squamata; Rhineuridae
Gene: C7H10orf90
Product: chromosome 7 C10orf90 homolog
Exons: 9
Coding region: 41-2311 (756 amino acids)
Biological process (GO): regulation of centriole replication
Cellular component (GO): centrosome; cytosol; centriole
Source: RefSeq, a predicted model, not a curated record